Dothidotthia symphoricarpi CBS 119687 is the source of this 1127-nucleotide messenger RNA. RefSeq names its product PHP domain-like protein. Gene Ontology annotation, cellular component: nucleolar ribonuclease P complex. The record is from RefSeq and is a predicted model, not a curated record. Gene Ontology annotation, biological process: tRNA processing. The transcript has 3 exons. Bases 36 to 968 code for a protein of 310 amino acids. Lineage: Eukaryota; Fungi; Ascomycota; Dothideomycetes; Pleosporales; Dothidotthiaceae. Gene Ontology annotation, molecular function: RNA binding.
CCUCUGCGCCCGUGACUGCGCCCGCGCCUGCGAUCAUGUUCCACGAUUUGCACGUGCCGUGGUCUGACGGAAAAGAGCACCUGCGAGAGCUGCAGCGGACCGUGGCCUUUUGCGACGAGCUAGGGUACCACGUCGUCGCCCUCACCACCACAUACGCUGGGAAGCUCCCCGCCGAUCUCACCUCGCCCGUCCCGAACCCGCUGCCCUUCCCCACGCCGCCCCGCCUGCGCGUCCUGCGCCGCUGCAACGUCUUCCUGACCGACGCCGCCUCCAACUUCCGCAUCCCCCAGCUGCAGCAGCACUAUGACCUCGUCGCCGCCCGCCCCACCGACGAGCGCACCCUGCAGCAGGCCUGCCAGAGCCUGGACGUUGACAUCAUCUCCCUCGACCUGACGCGCCGCUUCGAGAAGCACUUCAAGUUCCCCAUGCUGGGCGCUGCCAUCUCGCGCGGCAUCAAGAUCGAGCUCUGCUACAGCCAGGGCAUCAUGUCGACCGACCCCAUGGCCAAGCGCAACCUCAUCAGCAACGCCACCCAGCUCAUACGCGCCACCCGUGGACGCGGCCUCAUCUUCAGCUCAGAAGCCAAGAGUGUCCUCGGCAUACGGGCACCGAGCGACGUCAUAAACUUGGCCUCCGUCUGGGGGCUCGGUACAGAGAGAGGCAAGGACGGCCUGACAAAGGAGCCUCGCAGUGUUGUCGAGUUUGCACGACUCAAGCGCCAGAGCUUCAAGGGCAUAGUCGAUAUCGUCUAUGGAGGCGAGAAGCCGGCAAUAGAAGCAAAAGACAAGCAAGGCCCCAAGGCGAACAAAAACAAGAACCAGAACGGGAAACGGCCGGGUGAGAGUCUGGACAGCAUGCCAAUCCACACGUCCAAAGAAGACAAGCCCAUCUCGAAGCGCGAGCAGAAGCGCAACAAAAUGGCCAAGAUGGACGCUGAGCAGCACGAGACUGCCAGUUCUACCUCUUGAUGGAGAGAGUGCCUGUCUGACGCGAUGGAGAGUAAUACAACCACAACGAAAGAACAAAAGAUACCCAAUAGACAUGCAACAAUCAGCAUACAUUCACACACAUAUAUAUAAAAAAGUAGUACAGCAAACAAACCAUUGCAACUAAAUUCAUAUUCUCCC